GAUUUUAUUUUGUAGAAGAAGAGAAACUGCCACAACAAGCGAGAACAUGAUAGCACCAUCGUCACUAGUCUAUGGUUGUGUUUGUAAAACGCUAAUGAGGAUUAAACCCCUGUGUGCACACGUGUGUUUAUAAACACUGCCAGGAGAAGUGCACACUCACUGUUAGUAGCUCUCAGUACGAGUUCAGGAAGAGAAGAUGUCUGUGCACUUUGAGGAGAGGAGCGGAGCGGUUGUGUGCCAAACUCCCUGGGGUUCGUGGUACCAGACCAUGGAAGAGGUGUUUAUAGAGGUGAAUGUUCCUCCUGGGACAUCUAGCAAAGACAUCAAGUGCAGCCUGGGCAGCAAACACAUAGAGCUCGUGGUGAAAGGAAAGGAAAUCUUCAAGGGCAAGUUGUUCGGGUCAACGGUGGGUGAUGAAGCCACAUGGACACUUGAGGACAAAAAGCUGAUCAGGAUCAUUCUGAUGAAGACAAACCGCGACGCGGGGAACUGCUGGACGUCACUGCUAGAGGAGCAGUACGCCGCUGACCCAUGGCUGCAAGACCAGAUGCAGAGGAAACUCACCCUAGAGAGGUUCCAGAGAGAGAAUCCAGGGUUUGACUUCAGUGGAGCAGAAAUCUCUGGAAACUUCCACAGCGGUGGACCGGAUUUCAGCAGUUUACAGAAGUAACAUAACUCAGGACAAUAAGACUUUGUAAAGACUGCAGGGGUUUUUUUUGUGCUCAAUGGGACAAUAAAGGCAGGGUGCACCAUCUCUGAAAGCCAAUGUUAAGAGAUGUGCGAUUCUCUACCCAACUCUGCAAAAAUAAAAUGUUCAUUGAUUGUUUUAAA
This is a messenger RNA of Tachysurus fulvidraco (yellow catfish), 831 nucleotides long. RefSeq names its product NudC domain containing 2 (gene nudcd2). Gene Ontology annotation, biological process: protein folding. Gene Ontology annotation, cellular component: cytoplasm. Bases 197 to 670 code for a protein of 157 amino acids. The record is from RefSeq and is a predicted model, not a curated record. The transcript is spliced from 4 exons. NCBI's taxonomy places the organism in Eukaryota, Metazoa, Chordata, Actinopteri, Siluriformes, Bagridae.